This is a messenger RNA of Xyrauchen texanus (razorback sucker), 532 nucleotides long. RefSeq names its product thymosin beta-like. The record is from RefSeq and is a predicted model, not a curated record. NCBI's taxonomy places the organism in Eukaryota, Metazoa, Chordata, Actinopteri, Cypriniformes, Catostomidae. The transcript has 3 exons. Gene Ontology annotation, molecular function: actin monomer binding. Gene Ontology annotation, cellular component: cytoplasm. Bases 116 to 253 code for a protein of 45 amino acids. Gene Ontology annotation, biological process: regulation of cell migration; actin filament organization.
UCCACGCCCUAGAGGAGACACACCGACAGACGCAGCCUGGGCAAUAUUAACAGACACACUGUUCUCCUCUCUUAUACCAGCCAGUGGAUACAGGCACUUUGUUCACAACGCAAGCAUGUCCGACAAGCCAGACCUCACAGAGAUUGCCAGGUUUGACAAAACCAAGCUGAAGAAGACAGAAACAAAAGAGAAGAACCCUCUACCCACCAAAGAGACUAUAGAGCAGGAAAGGAAAGGAGAUGCCACCCCAUGAUCAGACAGGGAUGGAGAGGACAAGCACACAAGAUAUUCUUCGGAAAUGACGAUAUUACAAUUCCUUUUUCUGUUUUAAGGGUUCUAUUGCCCCAUGUGAUGCAUGGUUACUAUGGUGAUUGGAGUCACUGGGGCCUAUGAUUGGGAGAGUGAUGAUGGGGGUGACAUGAGACAGGGUUUAACAAAAAGAUAUUUUAUAAAAUUAUUAUUAUUAUUUUAUGUGUUUCUUUUUGGAAAUAAAGACAAAUGAUAUUCAAAACAAAUAAAAUGCCAAAAAUGA